Messenger RNA from Diplodia corticola, 1701 nucleotides. RefSeq names its product glucose-methanol-choline oxidoreductase. The coding region runs from base 1 to 1701 and encodes 566 amino acids. Gene Ontology annotation, molecular function: oxidoreductase activity, acting on CH-OH group of donors; flavin adenine dinucleotide binding. The record is from RefSeq and is a predicted model, not a curated record. NCBI's taxonomy places the organism in Eukaryota, Fungi, Ascomycota, Dothideomycetes, Botryosphaeriales, Botryosphaeriaceae. The transcript has 3 exons.
AUGGGUUCUACAACCGAGAAGUACGACUUCAUCAUCGUCGGCAGCGGGCCUGCCGGCGCCACGCUGGCAUCGCGGCUGUCCAAGGCGGCGUCGAAGCCGCGCGUGCUGCUGCUUGAGGCGGGUGGCGACAACACGGAGCCGUCGACGCUGUACUUGGUGAACCGCUUCACGACGUUGAUGACGGACGGCAUGAACUGGGGCUACAAGACGGUGCCCCAGGAGCACCUGAACGGGCGCGAGAUCGACUACUCGCGCGGCAAAGGGCUGGGCGGGUCGUCGGGGAUCAACUUCGCAUGCUACACCAUCGGGCCGCGCGACGACUACGACGAGUGGGCCCGGCAGGUGGGCGACGAGUCGUACAACUGGACUGCGGCGCAGCGCCGGUACCAGGCGCUCGAGGACUACAGCUACUCGGACGUGCCGGACAAGUACCGCAAGUUCGUGGCCCCCAACAAGGCGGCGCACGGAGACAAGGGCCCGCUGCAGCUCGAAAUCUCCAAGGGCGCGUGGGAGUGGAGCAUCGAGGAGAACUACCAGGCGGCCGAGCAGGCCAUCGGGCUGAAGCCCAACCUCGACAUCAACUCGGGCAACCCGCUCGGCAUCGGCGUCGUGCCGUCGACGUCGAGGAACAGCAUCCGGACCACGGCCAAGACGGCGAUGCUGGCGGACGCGCCGAGCAACCUGACCAUCCUGACGAACAAGCCCGUGGACAAGGUCGUGUUUGAGGGGAAGAAGGCGGUGGGCGUGGUCGCCGCUGGCGAGACGUUCCUCGCCUCGAAGGAGGUGGUCCUCUCGGCCGGCGCUCUCGACACGCCCAAGAUCCUCAUGCUCUCGGGCGUGGGCCCGUCGGCGGAGCUCGCCAAGCACUCGAUCCCGCAGCUCCACGAGCUGCCCGGCGUGGGCCAGAACCUGCAGGACCACGCCUUCGUCGUGCUGGUCAAGCAGUUCAAGGCCGGCCUCAGCGGGCGCCCGCAGCUCUUCCACGACGAGGCGGCGCUCGCGGCGGCGCAGAAGCAGUUCGCCCAGGACCAGAGCGGGCCGCUGUCCAUGUACUACAACACCAUCCUGAUGGGCUGGCAGCAGGCGCCCUCAGUGCUCGCGUCGCCCGAGUUCGCGGCGCUGCCGCCGGCGGUGCAGCAGCACGUGCGCAAGCCCACGGUCCCGACGUUCGAGCACAUCUGCCUCUGCCCGGCCAUCCACCCGGCCGCCGACCCCAACGGCGAGUUCCUCUCCAUCCUCUCCAUGCAGAUGGUCCCGCAGUCCAAGGGCACCGUCACGCUCGCCAGCGCCGACCCGCGCGCGCCGCCGCUGUGCGACCCCAAGCUCUUCUCGCACCCCUUCGACCGCGCCAACAUGAUCGACGCCGUGCGCCGGUCGUGGGCCGUCAUGGAGGCCGAGCCGCUCGCCCGCCACGUCGUCGCCGACACGGCGCUGCCCAAGGACAAGACCGACGCCGAGGUCUGGAAGUACAUCCAGAGCUACUGCAACACGACGUGGCACAUGACGGGCACGGUCAAGAUGGGCCGGCCCGACGACGACGAGGCGUGCGUGGACACGCGCUUCAGGGUCAAGGGCCUGCAGGGGCUGCGUGUUGUGGACAACUCGGUCCCGCCGUUCGUGCUGAACUGCCACGUUGUGAGCGUGGCGUAUCUGGUCGGCGAGACGGCGGCGGAGAAGAUGAUUGAGGAGUAUGGGUUGUGA